Messenger RNA from Dictyostelium purpureum, 1857 nucleotides. RefSeq lists its product as uncharacterized. Gene Ontology annotation, molecular function: calcium ion binding. Bases 1 to 1857 code for a protein of 618 amino acids. NCBI's taxonomy places the organism in Eukaryota, Evosea, Eumycetozoa, Dictyosteliales, Dictyosteliaceae. The record is from RefSeq and is a predicted model, not a curated record. The transcript has 2 exons.
AUGGAUACAAGAAACUUAAGAUUAUUUAUUAUAGAGGCCAAAGAUUUGAUUGCUGCCGAUAAUGGCACAUCAUCAGACCCAUAUGCAAUAUUAAAGUUUAAUGGCGACAAGUUUAAAACUGAAGUAGUCAAAAAGUCAUUGGCACCACAAUGGAACUAUACUGUAGACUUAGUUGUAAAUGAAUAUUCAAGUUUCCAAAUUGAAGUUUUCGAUUGGGAUAGAAUUGGAGCACAUGAUAAAUUGGGUUUUGUUAACUUUGAUUUAGCAACAUUAAGAAACUCAUCACUUUCAGGACAAAAUGAUAUGUGGUUAGCAUUGGAUAAGAAAGGUUUUGUAAGAGUUAGUUUCCAAUUCACUCCACCAUUCCAAACAACCAUAGCUGCACCAGGUGCACCAGUUCAACAAAUGACUAUUGGUCAACAACCACCACCACCACAAAUGAGUUUUGUUCAACAACCACCACCAACAAUGAUGACAUCAGCAGGAUUAUUACCACCACCAGUUUACUAUGACCCAAUUUAUUUGCAAACUAUACCAACUGCAUUAAAAGCAGAGUUUUUAUUACCAGGUGAAAUGUAUCAAAAGAAAUAUUAUGUCACUGGUGAGCCAGUCAAUGCAUCGUUGGUUCUUUAUGUACACCAACCAAUUGUAGUUAGAAGUUUGUUUGUUGGUUUAAAGGGUAAAAUCUCAUUCCGUGGCAAAAAACACAGAGAGUUAAUUCAAGAUCAUCGUAAUCUUUUACAAACUACUGGUUUGGCUAAUACCAAGGUUUCAUUGGGUGUCGGUAAACACAUCUAUCCAUUUGAGUUCUUUAUCCCAAAGAACUGCAACUCAUCUAUCGAAAUUUCAAACUAUGUUGUUCAAUACAAGUUCGUUUUUAAUGCUGAUAUCGUCAAUUCACCAGAUAUUGAAAUUACCAAGGUUAUUAAUGUUGUUAACAUUGAAGACACCAUUCAUAGAGUUACCAAGAAACCAAUUCAAGAGAGAACCAGCAAAUCACCACUUACUGGAGGUUCCAUCGAGCUCUGUAUCCAAGCACCCAAAGACUCAUACUUCCCAGGUGAGGACAUUGAAUUAACUUGCACUGUCACUAAUAAUAGUAAAAAGAAAAUUAAGAAGCUCGAUUUGGAGCUUUUAAGAACCGAUACACUCGAUGGCGACAAAUCAUUACCAUACCAAAUUGUAAAAACAAACAAAAACUUCUAUCCAAAGGUUAAACAAAACCAAACUACUACCCAAGUAAUGGUUGUCGAAACUCCAGCCAAUAUGGUUAACACUCUUUAUCAAUCUGGUUUAAUUAAAAUUGAAUAUAAGAUUCGUGCAGUUUUAGAUUUACCAAAUUGUGUAGAUCUUGCACUUAACGUUCCAAUUAAUAUUGUAUUAGCCGACCCAAAGAGAGAGAUCCCACCAUCACCACUCAACGAAUUAGCAGCCAUUCCACGUUACAUCAAAGACUGGUCUGCUAGAAAUUUCCAAUCAUGGUUACUUUUCCGUAUGAAUUGUCCAGAGGUCAUCACCAACAACCCAGAGUUCUAUUUAUACUGCUUAGCCGGCAGUGAACUCUUAUCCAUCAACGAUCAAAUUCUUGUCGAAAAAGUAUUAAGAGGUGCUGGUGCUCGUUUAGAAGAAAUCCACAAAUCAAUUAGAAAUGAAAUUGAUAAAAUUUUAGUUUUAAGAGUAAUGUUAAAAGAUAAUCAAUUAUCAUCAUACAUCGAACAUUUCGAAGAUCACUCCAUUACUGUCGAUUUAUUGAACGAUAUUUCCACAAUGGAUUUAAUGAAAAUUACUGAAAUUAUUGGUGACAGAAUUAGAUUGGAAAAAAUGUUAAAAGCUUGGAGAUCACAACAACAACAAUAA